AUGAACAAUCGCAAACACAAGCGCGGCAACAAUGCGCAUAACGCCAACGGCCACGGCAACGGCAACGGCACCACCUCGGCGCACGAGCUCAACCGUGCAUCCGACAACACGCGCAACUCGAGCGGCAGCGGCACCGUCACACCUCCUCAGCAGAUCAUCUUAGAAAAGCGCAAACGUCCUUCGCUCAAAGGACGACCCAGCUACAGCGUCGCCGCUCCAGGCACUCCCUGGCACGAGCUCGACCUCUCCGAGAUCCCGUUUCUGCAGCAUGACCUGCACGACCUGCCCGUCAAGCGCGGCAUCAUGCGCUACCGCCGCCUCUUCUUCUUCUUUGGUGCCGCGCUCGGCGCAGUCAUCGCCUUCCUCGCUUCGAGAAACGUCCAGAUGGCACAGCACGUCCAGGCGCUGCGCUCGCUCGUCGACGAAUCCAUCGACGGUCUGGGGAUCGACUUUCCCUCGAUCGACAUCGGCAUGCCCAAGGAGUUUGCAGACAUGGGCGAGAACCUCUUCAGCAGAUCCAGAGAGUGGUUCAAGAACAAGGACUUUGGCGUCGGCCGCAGCCUCGGCGCACAGGGAUACUCCGCCGACCAUCCCGUCAUCCUCAUCCCCGGCAUCGUCAGCACCGGUCUCGAAAGCUGGACCACCGACGAGCGCUCCGCAAGCUACUUCCGCAAGCGCCUCUGGGGCACCACCACCAUGAUGCGCACCAUCGUCUUCGAAAAGGACAUGUGGGUGCGCCAUCUCUCGCUCGACCCCACCACCGGCAUCGAUCCACCCGGCAUCCGCGUCCGCGCCGCAGAGGGCCUCGACGCCGCCAGCUUCUUCGCCGCGGGUUACUGGAUCUGGAGCAAGGUCAUCGAGAACCUCGCCGUGCUCGGAUACGACACCAACAACCUCUUCCUCGCCAGCUACGACUGGCGACUCAGCUACUACAACCUCGAGGUGCGCGACCGCUUCUUUACGCGCCUCAAGCUCAAGAUCGAGCAGAACAAGGCGCUGUACGGCAAGAAGACGGUCAUCGUGGCCCAUUCCAUGGGAAGCUCCGUCUUCUUUUACUUUAUGAAGUGGGCCGAGGCAGAGGGCGACUUCUUUGGCAACGGCGGGCCCAAUUGGGUCGAAGAGCACAUCGAGGCGUUUACCUCGAUCGCAGGCACCUUCCUCGGUGUGCCCAAGGCCAUGGCCGUCAUGCUCUCGGGCGAGAUGAGGGACACCGUCGAAGUGCCUCCUGCAGCUGCCUAUCUGCUCGAAAAGUUCUUCAGCCGACGGGAGCGCGCCAAGCUCUUCCGCACCUGGGCGGGCGGCGCGAGCAUGCUCAUCAAGGGCGGCGAAGACAUUUGGGGCAACUCCACCUGGGCUCCCGACGACGAAGAGGGUGCAGAGGAUACACACGGCCACAUCUACAGCUUCCGAAAGCCCGGUACCGACCAGCACGACUUGGACGAGAAUACGGUCAAGAUCAAUCUAACGGCUACCGAGGCGCACAACUUUAUGCUGCAGCAUGCGCCCAGCACGUUCCAGAAGAUGCUCGAGACCAACUACUCGCACGGCAUCGAGCGGGACGAGGCGCAGCUGCAGGCCAACAAUGCCGACCACACAAAGUGGAGCAAUCCGCUCGAAGCACCGCUGCCCAACGCUCCGAGUAUGAAGCUCUACUGCAUCUAUGGCGUGGGCAAGCCUACGGAGCGUUCCUACUGGUAUCAGCAGGGCGAGUUUGUCACCGAAGCAGCGAUCGGAGAGCAGAUGGACGAACCCGGCUGUUUCAACCAGUCGUGUCCGGACGUAUCGCGUACACCGGCACUCAACUUCCCCACGGCAAGGAUGAGUUGGAUCGACCAUCAUGUGCAGAAGGAAGAUGCUCUGCCCAAGGUUCGUUCCGGCUGCAAGAUGGGCGAAGGUGAUGGGACUGUUUCGUUGCUCUCGCUGGGGGCAAUGUGUUCAGAGGGCUGGAAGUACAAGCAGUGGAAUCCGGCCAACAUCAGCGUGGUAACGCACGAGCUUAAACACGAACCAGAAGCAAUGGACCUGCGCGGCGGAGAAUCUACAGGCGACCAUGUUGACAUCCUCGGCGCAAGAGGCGCAAACGAAGCCAUCCUCAAAAUCGCAGCUGGCAGAGGAAGCGAAGUGCAAAACCAGUUCUUCUCCCACAUUGAAAAGUACGCCAGAAACGUAAAGUGGCUCGGAACACAAUCUGGACCCUAG
This is a messenger RNA of Moesziomyces aphidis, 2199 nucleotides long. The record is from the annotation of a GenBank genome assembly. NCBI's taxonomy places the organism in Eukaryota, Fungi, Basidiomycota, Ustilaginomycetes, Ustilaginales, Ustilaginaceae.